Messenger RNA from Tachysurus fulvidraco (yellow catfish), 1905 nucleotides. RefSeq names its product achaete-scute homolog 1b-like. Bases 490 to 1068 code for a protein of 192 amino acids. Gene Ontology annotation, biological process: developmental process; regulation of transcription by RNA polymerase II. The transcript has a single exon. Gene Ontology annotation, molecular function: DNA-binding transcription factor activity, RNA polymerase II-specific; RNA polymerase II transcription regulatory region sequence-specific DNA binding; protein dimerization activity. The record is from RefSeq and is a predicted model, not a curated record. NCBI's taxonomy places the organism in Eukaryota, Metazoa, Chordata, Actinopteri, Siluriformes, Bagridae.
AAAAGCAUUUCAAAGCACCAAAAAGUAUUCUCUUUUUAUUUCUUUUUUCUCUCUCUCUCGCUAGUUUGCAAAGCGUUUUGCAUCCACCAAUGGGCUUUCAGGCUACAGAUAUUGGGAUGUAAAUGAGCGCAGCGCGUGCUGGCGCAGUGAAAGCGACGGAUUGUUUAUUGAGCCCCGUGCAGCCACGCGCCUGGCCGCCGAGCCACAGCUCAAGAAUCCCGCAGCGGGGCGGGGACUCCCACACGAGCGUGCGUCUUUUUAAGGGGGUGGGGUGUCGGACGCGUGUUGAAAAAGGGCCGAGUGCUGCCAAAGUUUAUAUCAGAUCGAGCUCUGGUAGGGGGCCAGUAGACACUUGGACAUUUCGACAGUGAGAACUGGCCACACACGCGAAAGGCACGCGAAAGUUUUUCGUAGCCACUUUGUUUGUUCUUCUUCAUCGUCUCGGUGGACUCGUUGUACAGGUCAGCACUGGCGUACCCCAAGAUCGAGAUGGAGACCACCAGCAGUAUGCCAACGACACAGCUGGUACAGGGUCAGUGCCACAUCGGACGCGCAGAGAGACGACAAGAGUGCGCACUCUCCAACGUGACCCAGAGCCAGAGCAGGAGCAAAGUGCUGAAGAGACAGCGCUCCAACUCUCCUGAACUGCUGCGCUGCAAGAGAAGGCUCAGCUUCACUGGUCUGGGCUACAACAUCCCCCAGCAGCAACCGGUCGCCGUGGCGCGACGCAACGAGAGAGAAAGGAACCGUGUCAAGCAAGUAAACAUGGGUUUUCAAACCUUGCGUCAGCACGUUCCGAACGGUGCAGCCAACAAAAAGAUGAGCAAAGUAGAAACCUUGAGGUCAGCGGUGGAGUACAUUCGCGCUCUGCAGCAACUCCUGGACGAACACGAUGCCAUUUCGGCCGCGUUUCAGUGCGGCGUCCCCUCUCCAACCCUGUCCAACAGCUACUCCGCGGAUCCAGAGUCGCCACAUUCGUCUUAUUCAUCUGACGACGGAACUUACGAGCAUUUGAGCUCCGAAGAGCAAGAGCUGCUGGACUUCACGACAUGGUUUAACAGAUACUGAUGAAGUGCAUUGCUGCAUUGCUCAUUAUCAGAAACUCAAACCGUGCGCGCAUGCAUGCGUCUUCCUGCUCAGUGGUGACAGUGCAAAUGUCAGCAUCAACACAGAACCUAAGAGCUUUGCAGGUUCAAGCACAAGACAAGGAUUUAAGAGGUGAUGAAGUUUGUUUCGCCUCGCAACACCAUCGGCAAACCUCUCUCUCUCUCUCUCUCUCUCUCUCUCUCUCUCUCUCUCUCUCUCUCUCUCUCUCUCUCUCUCUAAUGAUUGGGGGGAGGGACUAAAACUCGACGAAAAAAUGUUUAAAAGUGCAAUUAUGGACUUUUCUAUUGUAUGUCACUUACUAUCCGUUUUCAACCAGCCUGUAAAGACGAAAGGUCAAUGGGACACUGUUUUGAUUCAAAUGCGCGCGUUCACGCGGCGCACAUGGGAAGAUGCUGCGCAUGCGCAGGUGGAAUGUUGGUGGAAUGCUAGAAUUUAGUACAGAAUUAUGAAUAUCUAGUGUCUCUGCUGAUUUAACUAGUUGCUGAUCUGAACGUUUUUUUAAAAUGGAAACUUGUACUAUAAGCUGUAUUGUUAAAAAAAAUGAAGAUUUAUUUUUGUAUGCCGAGCAAAACAACAACAAACAAUAGUACACUACAUCAAGUGACAAUGGCCAUGUUGUAAAUGAAUUAGCUGAAACAUACGUUGUUGCUUUUAACACUGAAUAGAAUGCCAUAGAACAUAUUACUGAUUAGACAUGAUGCUCCUUGCUAAUGGGCAACGUGUAUGGAAAUAUUUUACAAUAUAUGCACUUGUUCACUCUUUCUUUAGACUAAGAAAUUGUACAUAUACGUGAUUUAA